Symphalangus syndactylus (siamang) is the source of this 3229-nucleotide messenger RNA. RefSeq names its product multidrug resistance-associated protein 1-like. The record is from RefSeq and is a predicted model, not a curated record. NCBI's taxonomy places the organism in Eukaryota, Metazoa, Chordata, Mammalia, Primates, Hylobatidae.
AGGCCAUGGCCAGCCCCGCGAUGCCAUUGACUGGUGCUGGCAUCGCCACGACUGUUGUUACACUCGAGCUGAGGAGGCUGGCUGCAGCCCCAAGACAGAGCGCUACUCCUGGCAGUGCGUCAAUCAGAGCUUCCUGUGCGGACUGGAAUGUCACGUGGUAUACCAGCAACCCCGACUUCACCAAGUGCUUUCAGAGCACGGUCCUCGUGUGGGUGCCUUGUUUUUACCUCUGGGCCUGUUUCCCCUUCUACUUCCUCUAUCUCUCCCGACAUGACCGGGGCUACAUUCAGAUGACACCUCUCAACAAAACCAAAGCUGCCUUGGGAUUUUUGCUGUGGAUCGUCUGCUGGGCAGACGUCUUCUACUCUUUCUGGGAAAGAAGUCGGGGCAUAUUCCUGGCCCCAGUGUUUCUGGUCAGCCCAACUCUCUUGGGCAUCACCAUGCUGCUUGCUACCUUUUUAAUUCAGCUGGAGAGGAGGAAGGGAGUUCAGUCUUCAGGGAUCAUGCUCACUUUCUGGCUGGUAGCCCUACUGUGUGCGCUAGCCAUCCUGAGAUCCAAAAUUAUGACUGCCUUAAAAGAGGAUGCCCGGGUGGACCUGUUUCGUGACAUCACUUUCUAUGUCUGCUUUUCCCUCUUACUCAUUCAGCUCGUCUUGUCCUGUUUCUCAGAUCGCUCACCCCUGUUCUCGGAAACCAUCCACGACCCUAUAGAUUCUACCUGUGUCGCCCAGGUGGGAUUGCAGUGGCAUGAUCUCGGCUCACUACAACCUCCGCCUCCUGGGUUCAAGCAAUUCUCCUGUCUCAGCCUCCCGAGUUGCUGAGACUACAGGCAUGUGCCACCAGGCAUGGCUAAUUUUUGUAUUUUGAGUAGAGACAGGGUUUCACCCUAUUAGGCUGGUCUCGAACUCCCGACCUCAGGUGAUCCACCUGCCUUUGUCUCCCAAAGUGCUGGGAUUACAGCCAUGAGUGACGGUGCCCAGCCAUUCAUAACAUGUUUAUACAAAUAUAACUUUAGCAAAUAUUUAGCAUAACUAUCAAAAUUACAAAUCAUAACUUUAAAUUUGCAUAAAUGUAUGUGAUUUUUGGAACAUGUAUAUCAACAACAUAGCCAUAAAUAUAACUGAGAUGAGAUCUAAUGUCACCUCACUUGACAAUACCCUUCCGUGCAGUAUCACCACAUUUGACAAUGCCUGCCCAUAUAAUCUACCAAAGAAAUCGAAUCACUUAAUACCUCUACAAGAUGAGAGAUACAUUCUUUAGACUCCCCAGGGGACCCAGCUGAAAAAUUCCAAAGUUAAUUUUAAGCCAAAAAGACUUGAUUUAGGAUUUUGACACUGGAGAAACCCAUCAAAGAUGUCAAGUUUGAAAACACUUGAUCAAAACAGAAUCACAGGUCACUAUUAAAAGAGUAUUCAUUUAACCAGAGACUUCCAAAGCAAUACAGAAACUUACGUGGGUAUAAAAACCUUAACCCUUUUAAAAGUCAGUUUUGCUAAGUGAUCAAAAAGGGUACUUGAAUUGAAUCAGACACUGGAAGAGCGUGUGCAGGGUUAUAAGUGUAGGCAAAUGGUUACUUUGGUUGUAUCUCCAUUUACCACCUGAUAACGUGAGAAUGACAUCUUUACUCACCAGAAAGCCAGUAUUAUAGGAGGUGUAGGAGGCAUUCUAGGACUUGAGACAAGAAUGUUGUUGUGUAGAAAUUUCACUGACUGUGUUAAAGUUCUUCUCCAUGGGCUGGAGAACACAUAACGGGGCCUUUAGAAUGAGAUGGGCAUUGAUUGGAUGCAAGGUCUCCACACUUACUAGCUGUGUGACAUUGGACAAAGUGCUUCAUCAUUCUGAGACUCAGUUUUUAAAGGAAAAACAACUAACUACCUUGCAAGUUUGCUAGCAAUUUUAAGUGUAAUAAUGUGUGGGAAUGACUGCAUCGUGACUAACAUGUAGUGACAGCUUAAUUAAUGUUAACCCUUAUCAUUAUCGUAUAAGAAUGUGAGUUACAUAAGAGAGGAACCCCAUCAGUUUGUUCUCUGCUGUAUCCUGAAGACCAUGAAUCAUGGCUGGCACGUAGUAGGCAUUUAAUAAUAUUUGUUCAACAAGAAUUUGGCAGUCUUGGAGGGCAGAAAGGAGGUGGGGAAGAUUUUUAAAUAACAUUUUUUAAAAAGUCACGUUGUCCUACAGUACCAAUUUUUCUUGCAUAUUUAGGAAAUUGAGGUUUUUCCCUAAAACGUGCGGACAUAUGGGAAAUAGGAUGCAACAUUUGCACUAAUGUUUCAGACACAGUUAGAGGUUGCCAAGAGAUUUUGUGCUGGGGAGGCUGCUUGCUACAAGCUCCCAAAGCUCUGGGAGGACAUAGUAUUCAUUCCUCCCUCAGCAGAAGCGGUGAGGCAAGAAGCUCUGGGGAGCACCCCAGCCUUGGACUUCUAGCGUAGUGUGUUAGGUCUUCAUAGUUUGGGCCCAGGGCACAGAGAAGUCACAGCUCUCUGGCAUCCUGUGACCUUUACCCUCUUUGCCAAGGGAAAACGUGACCCUCCAAAGCAAGAAAACUUGAGGGCAUGGGUCAUCCCAGCCCUGGCAUCUGCCCAGAGCCCGAGAAGGAAGGAACAAUGAUCCUCCAGCUACCUCACAGGGCUGGCACAGGUGGCCACUGCCCUGGCAUCACCCAGCUGUGUCCGGCAGCCUGAACCCCAUCUGCGGGGAUGUGAGGAGGGAAAUACAGAAGUCUUUAGGUGAGCACUGAGGAGGCAGAUGCAGCAGAAACCUCCAGACCGUAACUACCCAGUCUUGGACCUAUGGUGGAGACAGAGCAUAGCUGGCGAUCAUGUGUACUUAUACUCUAGGGUCACCGGGUUGCACUAUGGCCUCAUCUGUGGUUCUGAAAAUGAAGAUUUGGAAGGAGAUCAUCACAGCUAAUGUUUAACAAGCCCCUCCUAUGUGCCAAAUCAUUCACCCCUUGCAACAACCGAAUGAGCUAAGGAUUCUCAUUAUAUAUAGUUUAUGGAGAAGGAAGUGCAGACAUAAAGAGGUGAAUUAUCUUACCCAGAUCACACAGCUAAUAAGUGGUGGAGACAGAAUAGAAUCUAAACAGUGUGGCUCUGGAGCCCACAUGCACUGAUUUGACAAGUGUUUAUUGAGCACCUGCCAUGGACAAGGCCUUGUGUGAUUAAAUAGGGUUAUAAUUAAUAAUAUAAAAAUGACAAAUCACUAAUGCUUUUUAGACUUAACACUUUCU